AUGGAAGCUUCUCCAAUUCCUUCAACACCGAUGGGAAAGUUUGAGGAACCGAAGUAUGGCCGCGUGCUCCUGUCAAGUACAUUCCCUACCGCUUCUCUUCAAAAAAUUAUGUCCUCAGCUCUGCAUAACCUGGAAGGCUACAGAGUUCUAGGGAGACCAAGAAUAUGCCAAGCAGGGGGUAAACCUCCUCCAGAUCCAUCUUUGGUUGCUGACAUCGAAGCAGAACUCAACAAAGAGAUUGUGGAGAUGCGGCAGCCAACACCAACCGUUCUCAAGAAGAAGCGAAAAAGGAAAGCGAGUAAAAAAUUAGAAGAAGAGAGAGCUUCAGAAGAUUCUCAAAGUUCAAAGCCAAUGAAAGCCAUCAAAGUCGAGGCGGUGGACGAGAUGGAGACAGGAGCUAACCGAAAAGAUGCACCACGAGCUACAGUGUCUGAUGCAAAACCCUCUCACAGUUCAUUGUCGUCUACUACAGUGGAAGUUGUUGACGCACGAACAGACAACAGUAAUGGCAGCCUCAAAAUCCGCAUCAAAUUGCAUGCCCAGAGGAACAGUGCUGAAGCAACCAUUGAAAGUUGGAAGCCACCCAAACCAGUUAACGUUCGUCCAUGGGCUCAACUAAAUGUAAUGGAACAGUCCUAUGUCGCAAAACUGGCUUCAUUGCUCAAAGUCAGCGAGGUUGACAUCUCAAGAAAAGACUGGUUUGAAGAGAUUUGCGGAAAGGUUUGUUCCCCGUGGGAUUUUUAACA
Molecule: messenger RNA, 746 nt
Organism: Strongylus vulgaris
Lineage: Eukaryota; Metazoa; Nematoda; Chromadorea; Rhabditida; Strongylidae
Source: the annotation of a GenBank genome assembly